AUGCCGUUCGGCUUGAAGAACGCUGGGGCAACUUAUCAAAGGCUCGUCAACAAAAUCUUCGCCGGUUACAUCGGCAACAUCAUGGAGGUUUACGUUGACGACAUGCUGGUAAAAAGCAGAACCGCCGAAGACCACCUGCAGAACUUAUCGAUCAUGUUCGGCAUACUGAAAAAUUACCGGAUGAGACUGAACCCGAAGAAAUGCGCCUUCGGUGUAUCUUCCGGGAAAUUCCUCGGAUUCAUGAUCAGUCAGAGGGGUAUCGAAGCAAAUCCCGAAAAAAUAAAGGCAAUUAUCGAUAUGGAGAGGCCGAGGACGAUGAAGGACAUCCAGAGCCUUACCGGACGCGUGGCCGCCCUGACCCGCUUCAUAUCGAAGGCUACCGAUAAAUGUGUACCGUUCUUCAAAGCCUUGAAAGGGGGCAAACGGGAUAUCACAUGGACUGCCGAAUGCGAUAACGCAUUUCAAGCCCUGAAGAACUACAUGAGCAAAGCCCCCCUGUUGUCAAAACCGCUGCCUGGAGAAAUUCUCUACCUAUACCUUUCGGUAUCAGGAACUGCCGUCAGCUCUGUAUUAAUUCGAAAACCGGAGAAGGCAGAACUACCAAUUUUCUAUGUCAGCAAGGCACUCCAAAGUGCGGAACUUCGGUAUCCCCCACUAGAGCAGCUGGCUCUAGCCCUUGUUGUCUCGGCACGAAGACUUCGGCCGUACUUCCAGGCGCAUGGAAUCAAAGUCUUGACCAACCAACCGCUCCGGCAAGUGCUCCAGAAACCAGAAAUUUCUGGCCGAUUGAUCAAAUGGGCAAUCGAACUCGGGGAAUUCGACAUACAGUUCGUCCCGAGGCCAGCCGAAAAAGGCCAGGCUGUUGCCGAUUUCAUCUCCGAGCUCACCCCAUCAACGGCACAGCCGACGCCCGAGGCAGUUACCGGGAUCGCUCUGCCGGACGCAAUGGACACCGAACGGUUUGACACCACAACUCCCAUAUGGGGUUUGCACGUCGACGGCUCGGCAAACCAGCAAGGGUGCGGAGCAGGCUUGGUACUGACGACACCGGACGGACUGAAGAUCGAGUACGCCCUCCGAUUCGACUUCCGGACCUCCAACAACGAAGCGGAAUAUGAGGCACUCUUGGCCGGCCUUCGGUUAGCCAAGAGCAUGAAUGCAAAGCAAGUCCGAAUUCACAGCGACUCCCAGCUCAUUGUGAACCAGGUAACGGCAGACUUCGCCGCCAAGGAUGCCUCCAUGCACGCCUACCUUUCAACCGCCCAUCAGCUACUCCGAAGUUUCCAAGCAUACGAGAUCAAACAGAUCCCCAGAGGCGAAAACAGCCAUGCCGAUGCUUUGGCAAGACUCGCUUCGGCGAUAAACGACAAAGUCGGAAGAAAGGUACCAGUGGAGAUCCUUGCCCAACCGAGCACGGUAACCUCCGAAGCGUGUGCCGUACGGUAUGAGGAUACAUGGAUGUCUCCCAUCUACUUAUACCUGACGAACGGCACCCUUCCUGAGGAUAAAGCCCAGGCCCGGAAGCUGAAAUACCGAUCAGCAAGAUACACAGUCAUCAACGAUGUACUCUACAAACGUGGCUACACCACCCCGUAUCUGAAAUGUCUCACGGCAGAACAUGGGGACUAUGUCCUUCGGGAAAUUCACAACGGUGUAUGUGGCGACCAUUCCGGGUCCCGAUCCCUCGCCUACAAAGUCUUUCGGCAGGGAUACUUUUGGCCAACCAUGCAUCAGGACGCCAAUACACUGGUGAGGAAGUGCGACAAAUGCCAACGCUUCGGUAACGUGCCACAUAUCCCUGCUGAACCUCUCACACCGAUUAUAAGUCCUUGGCCUUUCGCGCAAUGGGGACUGGACCUGAUUGGCCCAAUGCCGCAAGGCAAGGGGCAGAUCAACUUGUUUUUCGCAUCGCCUGCCCAUCCCCAGUCGAACGGUCAGGUUGAAGCAAUAAACAAAAUAGUGAAGAAACUACUGAAACGGCAGCUAGACAAGGCCAAAGGAGCCUGGCCGGAAAAGCUUCCAGAGGCACUUUGGGCCAUUCGGACGUCCUACCGAACGUCCACAGGAGAAACCCCUUUUUCCUUGGCCUUUGGUUCGGAAGCGGUGGUGCCUGUGGAAAUCGGCGAGCCUUCCUACCGAACGGAAACCUUCGCGCCAAAGCAGAACGAGGAGGCAAUGUCUCUUAGCCUUGACCUGCUCGAGGAACACCGAGCACAGGCCAACCUUCGGAAUGAAGCCUACAAGCAGCGGGUGUCUCGGUAUUACGACUCUAGGGUCCGACCCCGCUCUUUCCGAAUCGGGGACUGGGUCAUGCGCAAGGUAUCGCUUGCAACGAAGGAUACCACGGAAGGAACCCUCGGACCUUCCUGGGAAGGACCUUAUGAAAUCAUCGGCAUCCUUCGCUCGGGAACCUACCGAUUGCGAGGCUCCAACGGCAAGGCCCUCGGCCAUCCUUGGAACGUAGAACACCUCAAGUACUACUACAAGUGA
Prunus dulcis (almond) is the source of this 2490-nucleotide messenger RNA. RefSeq lists its product as uncharacterized. Bases 1 to 2490 code for a protein of 829 amino acids. The record is from RefSeq and is a predicted model, not a curated record. Gene Ontology annotation, molecular function: RNA-DNA hybrid ribonuclease activity; nucleic acid binding. Lineage: Eukaryota; Viridiplantae; Streptophyta; Magnoliopsida; Rosales; Rosaceae. The transcript is spliced from 2 exons.